Parnassius mnemosyne (clouded apollo) is the source of this 486-nucleotide messenger RNA. The record is from the annotation of a GenBank genome assembly. Lineage: Eukaryota; Metazoa; Arthropoda; Insecta; Lepidoptera; Papilionidae.
AUGUUAGAAUCUCUGGUGCAAUUUACUAACCAGAAAGUCAGUUUCUACCGAACUAAGUUCAAAAAUACUACUAAGGCCGAACUUUGUGACACAAAUGUAAACGAGAUAAAAGUGUUCAUUGGUUUGAUGUACUAUUCGUCAGUUUUCAAAUGUAACGAUGCAUAUCUCCACACAAUAUUUGCCACCAAUGGCACAGGCCGUGAAAUAUUCCGCUGCGUGAUGUCCAAAUGGUGUUUUUCAUGUUGGAUCAACUGCCUUAGAUUUGAUGACUCGACUACUAGAGAGGAACGUCUAAAAGAUGAUAAACUUGCUCCAAUAUCCGAUAUGUUUGAUAAGUUCAUAUCAAACAGUCAAUAUACCACUGGACCAUACCUCUGCAUCGAUGAAAUGUUACUGCCAUUUAGAGAAAAUGAGGAAAGCAAAUUUUUUAUUGAAUAUGGCAAGAGAUUUAGUGCUGAAUCAUAUGAAAACCAGGGUAUACAAUGA